AUGGCAUCUGACAAAAAAAUCAAGAUCGGUAUCAACGGAUUUGGAAGAAUCGGUCGUUUGGUUGCGAGAGUUGCUCUUCAAAGAAACGAUGUUGAACUCGUUGCUAUCAACGAUCCUUUCAUCACUACUGAUUACAUGACAUAUAUGUUCAAGUAUGACUCUGUUCAUGGCCAGUGGAAGCAUUUUGAGCUCAAGGUCAAGGACUCUAAAACCCUUCUUUUCGGUGAGAAAGAAGUUGCUGUUUUCGGAACUAGGAACCCUGAGGAGAUCCCAUGGGGUGAAGUUGGAGCUGACUUUGUUGUUGAGUCUACUGGUGUUUUCACUGACAAGGAUAAAGCUGCUGCUCACUUGAAGGGUGGUGCUAAGAAGGUUGUUAUUUCUGCCCCAAGCAAAGAUGCACCAAUGUUUGUUGUUGGUGUUAACGAGAAGGAAUACAAAUCAGACCUUAACAUUGUUUCCAAUGCUAGCUGCACUACCAACUGCCUUGCUCCCCUUGCCAAGGUUAUCAAUGACCGAUUUGGAAUUGUUGAGGGUCUUAUGACCACUGUCCACUCCAUCACAGCUACUCAGAAGACUGUUGAUGGUCCAUCAAGCAAGGACUGGAGAGGUGGAAGAGCUGCUUCCUUCAACAUCAUUCCCAGCAGCACUGGAGCUGCCAAGGCUGUUGGAAAGGUUCUUCCAGAACUAAACGGUAAAUUGACCGGAAUGUCAUUCCGUGUUCCUACCGUUGAUGUUUCAGUUGUUGACCUCACUGUCAGGCUUGCGAAGAACGCUACCUAUGAGCAGAUCAAAGCUGCUAUCAAGGAGGAGUCAGAGGGUAAACUCAAGGGUAUUUUGGGUUACACUGAAGAUGAUGUUGUAUCUACUGACUUUGUUGGUGAUAGCAGGUCUAGCAUAUUUGAUGCCAAGGCAGGAAUUGCUUUGAAUGAAAACUUUGUGAAACUUGUUUCUUGGUAUGACAACGAAUGGGGAUACAGUACCCGUGUUAUUGAUCUGAUUGUCCACAUUGCUUCUGUGGCUUGA
Vicia faba (fava bean) is the source of this 1023-nucleotide messenger RNA. The record is from the annotation of a GenBank genome assembly. NCBI's taxonomy places the organism in Eukaryota, Viridiplantae, Streptophyta, Magnoliopsida, Fabales, Fabaceae.